CUCAUCCUUUCCUCCAUUAGAUCGCAAACAUGGGCCGCCGACCAGCCCGAUGCUACAGAUACUGCAAAAACAAGCCCUACCCCAAGUCCCGCUUCUGUCGCGGUGUCCCCGACCCCAAGAUCAGGAUCUUUGACCUGGGCAGGAAGAAGGCCAAGGUGGAUGAGUUCCCCCUGUGUGGUCACAUGGUCUCUGAUGAGUAUGAGCAGCUGUCUUCUGAAGCUCUGGAGGCGGCCCGUAUCUGUGCUAACAAGUACAUGGUGAAGACGUGUGGAAAGGACGGCUUCCACAUCCGUGUUCGUCUGCACCCUUUCCAUGUGAUCCGCAUCAACAAGAUGUUGUCCUGCGCUGGGGCUGACAGGCUCCAGACAGGGAUGCGCGGGGCGUUCGGUAAGCCCCUGGGCACGGUGGCCAGGGUGAACAUCGGCCAGGUCAUCAUGUCUGUGAGGACCAAGGCUCAGAACAAGGAGCAUGUGGUGGAGGCCCUGCGCAGGGCCAAGUUCAAGUUCCCUGGACGCCAGAAGAUCCACAUUUCUAAGAAGUACGGCUUCACCAAGUUCAACGCCACCGACUUUGAUGCCAUGAUGGCGGAGAAGCGUCUGAUUUCCGACGGCUGUGGGGUGAAGUACAUCCCCAGCCGGGGUCCUCUGGUCCGCUGGAAGGCCCUCCAUGCCAACUAGGGUGUCCAUGCUGCCUGACCACAAUCACAUUAAAGUGGAUUUGAUUUAAAAACAAA
This is a messenger RNA of Osmerus eperlanus (European smelt), 733 nucleotides long. RefSeq names its product ribosomal protein L10 (gene rpl10). Gene Ontology annotation, cellular component: cytosolic large ribosomal subunit; ribosome. Gene Ontology annotation, biological process: ribosomal large subunit assembly; translation. The record is from RefSeq and is a predicted model, not a curated record. Gene Ontology annotation, molecular function: structural constituent of ribosome. NCBI's taxonomy places the organism in Eukaryota, Metazoa, Chordata, Actinopteri, Osmeriformes, Osmeridae. The transcript is spliced from 7 exons. The coding region runs from base 30 to 677 and encodes 215 amino acids.